Aspergillus saccharolyticus JOP 1030-1 is the source of this 583-nucleotide messenger RNA. RefSeq names its product actin-binding ADF family protein. Gene Ontology annotation, cellular component: actin cytoskeleton; cytoplasm; actin cortical patch. Bases 1 to 453 code for a protein of 150 amino acids. The record is from RefSeq and is a predicted model, not a curated record. Gene Ontology annotation, biological process: cell motility; actin filament depolymerization; actin filament severing. The transcript is spliced from 4 exons. Gene Ontology annotation, molecular function: actin filament binding. Lineage: Eukaryota; Fungi; Ascomycota; Eurotiomycetes; Eurotiales; Aspergillaceae.
AUGUCGAUGCCUUCCGGUGUUGCAAUCUCGGACGAGGCCAUCUCGGCGUCCAGAUCCCUCCGCUUCGGCCGGGGACCCAACAAGCCACGAUUCGUGAUUUACAAGAUCUCCGACGACGAAACCACUGUAGAGCUAUGCGAAACAUCCACUGAACCGGAUUACGAGACGUUCCUCCAGUCUCUCUGUGGCGCAGUCGACAGCAACGGGAAGCCGAUGCCGCGCUUUGCGGCGUACGAUGUGGAAUAUGAUCUGGGGGAGGAUGGCAAGCGAUCCCGGCUGGUCUUCAUUAGCUGGGUUCCACAAGAGACAGCCCUCAAGCUUUGCAUGUUGUAUGCGACCACCAAGGAGAAGCUGCGGAACGCGGUGGAUAUCAAACUGUCCAUUCAUGCGGACACGCCAGACGAACUCGAAUGGCGGAACAUUGUGAGCCUUGCUAGUGGGGGGAAGAUGUAGCAUUUGUCCUGUCUGAUUCUCGUCCGGUAGUUUUAUUGUCGUGUUUGGUAUUCAUUGUUGCCUGAUCGAUAUUCUUUUUUCCGGUGCGCACAUACUGGACCAGGUAGACGUCCAGGCAGGGCUUAUCACC